CGCCGCGCCGCGCCCGCGUGACGGUCCCACGCCUCCACGCCUCCCAGCGCGAUGCCUCCGCCUCCCUUCGUAAGCAUCAGCGCGGGCGAUGACGCCGCACCCCGACGCUGGACAGCGCAUGCUGUCAGCGCAGCCAUGCUCGCGGCGCAUAUGAAGGCACAGGUGCGCCGCCGUGCCUCUCCACGCACCACCAACCAGACGCAUCCACCAUGGCGCCGCGCAACGUCCUCCUCGCGCUGCUGCGCAACGACCUGCGCCUGCACGACCACCCCAUCUUCCACCUCGCCGCCGACCCGACGCCGGCGGGCGCCGGCUUUGCGCAGCCCGUGACGCACGUGCUGCCCGUCUUUGUCAUCGACCAGGCGCACGUCGAGGUCGGCGGCCUGCCCGGCAUCCAGAAGGGCGGCCGCAGCAAGCUGGCGCAGACGCGCACGGCCAAGUUCUGGCGCACGGGCGAGCGCAAGCUCGAAUACCUCGUGAACAGCCUCUUCGACCUCAAGUCCUCGCUGCGCGCCCGCAACUCGGACCUCUCGCUCUGGGCCGGCCUGCCCGAAGUGGUGGUGCCGCAGCUCGUGCGCCAGCUGCAGGCCGGUGGCGACCGCGUCGAGGGCGUGUGGUUCGGCAAGGAGGUCAACACUGAGGAGGUCAACACUGAGAAGCGUCUCGCCGCCGCGCUCUCCGACCUCUCCGUGCGCCUCGUGCAGCCCUUCGACCGCACGCUGGUGCAUCUCGACGAUCUCGGCUUCCCCAUCAAGGAUCUGCCCGACGUUUUUACCUCCUUCCGCAAGCGCGUCGAGGGGCCGGAGAUGUACCGGCUGCCCGUCGAUCCACCGGAGAAGUUCAAGCCGUUCCCGCAGGUCCAGCUGGAGGAUGGACCGGGCUGCUAUGCCCUCGAAGGCAAGGAGGGGCUGGGAGAGGCAAAGAGCACCUUCGAGAAGCUGGUCGCGCCGCUGCGCGAGAAUCCGGGCCCCAUCAAGAGCCCACGAGCACGCGAGCCGCCGCAGCAGAGCGCCUUCCCCUUCACGGGCGGCGAGACGGAGGCGCUCAAGCGUCUCGACCACUACCUGGGCGCCGGACGCCCGGGCCAGAAGUACAAGGAGACGCGCAACGGCAUGCUUGGCGUCGACUACUCGACCAAGUUCUCCGCGGCGCUGGCGCACGGCACCAUCUCGCCGCGCCUCAUCGCCAAGCGCGCCGAGGACAUGGACAAUGGCGGUCGUGGCGGCGGCUACUGGGUCGUGUUCGAGCUGCUGUGGCGCGACUACUUCCAGUUCGUCGGGCUCAAGUACGGCUCUGCGCUCUUCACGCUCGAGGGCAUCGAGGAGGAGCUCGACUCCAAGGCGGCCAAGCAGAAGACGCAGCAGUGGCUCGCGCCGGACAGCUUUGACAAUCAGGACGACGCAUAUGUGCGCUGGACGCAGGGCCGCACAGGCGUGCCGCUCAUCGAUGCAAACAUGCUCGAGCUGGCCGAGACUGGCUUCAUGUCGAACCGCGGCCGGCAGAACGUCGCGAGCUUCCUGACCAAGGACCUCUACUACGACUGGCGCCUCGGCGCCGAGUGGUUCGAGUCGAUGCUCUCUGACUACGACCCGAACUCGAACUGGGGCAACUGGCAAUAUGUCGCCGGCGUCGGCAACGACCCGCGCUCGAGCCGGCAGUUCAACCCGAUCAAGCAGGCCAACGACUACGACCCCACGGGCUCCUACGUGCGCGCCUGGCUGCCGCAGCUGCGCGAGCUGCCGGACAACGUGGUGCAGCACCCCUGGACGGCCGAGCAGAAGCCACAGGACUACCCCGCGACGCCCGUCGUGGAGACGCCCAGCUGGAAGGCACACUACGGCGGCGGCCGCGGCGGCGGCCGGGGGCGCGGCCGGGGCAGAGGCGGGCGCGGCGGACGCGGCGGAGGCGGCGGCCGCGGCGCACGAGGCCAGAACAAGGGCCGGCCGGCAUAG
This is a messenger RNA of Tilletiopsis washingtonensis, 1952 nucleotides long. RefSeq names its product cryptochrome. The transcript has 7 exons. Gene Ontology annotation, molecular function: damaged DNA binding; deoxyribodipyrimidine photo-lyase activity; FAD binding. The record is from RefSeq and is a predicted model, not a curated record. Gene Ontology annotation, biological process: photoreactive repair. NCBI's taxonomy places the organism in Eukaryota, Fungi, Basidiomycota, Exobasidiomycetes, Entylomatales. The coding region runs from base 210 to 1952 and encodes 580 amino acids.